Messenger RNA from Durusdinium trenchii, 1281 nucleotides. NCBI's taxonomy places the organism in Eukaryota, Dinophyceae, Suessiales, Symbiodiniaceae. The record is from the annotation of a GenBank genome assembly.
GAGGCGGCAGUUCCAGCAGUUCCGCGCGGCCUCGAGAGGAGUCCUCCUUGGGCGUGGUGGAAGAUGAGGCCUGGCUUCAGAAGCGGCGCUGCUUACGUGAAGGGGCGGAAGUCCAUCGCCAAGUCCGGCAAUUUGUGCAGCAGAAGGUGCGCCCUGGCAUGGAGCUCUUGGAGAUCGCGGACCUGGUGGAGAAGGCAUCCAGCAGCCUGGUUGGAUUUGAUCCUCGAAAUCCUCUAAGGCGUGGCUGGGCCUUUCCAACUGGUUUGUCGUUGAACGAAGUCGCCGCACACGACACGGUGAACCCCUGCGACCCGGCCAGAUAUUUGAGACCAGCCGAUUUGCUGAAGAUUGACUUCGGCGUUCACGUGGAGGGCCACAUCUUGGAUUGCGCCUUCUCGAUGUCUUUUGAUCCCAUGCACGAUGAGCUUAUGCGAGCGGUGCAGGAAGCAACAGAAGAGGGCAUCAGGCAGGCAGGCCACGAUGUGCGGAUCAGCCACGUGAGCCGAUGUAUCCAGGAGGUCAUGGAAGCGGCCGAGGUACAUAGACCGGACGGAAAGGUCUUGCCGGUGAAGGUGAUCAAGAACCUCACGGGGCACCUCAUUGGUCCUUACAAGAUCCAUGCAGGAAAGUCUUUACCAUCGGUGAACACGGGGGACCAGACACGGAUGCUGGCCGGAGAGUUGUGGGCAGUGGAAACCUUUGGCUCCGUGGGCGGCUUCGGCUACGUGGGCAACGGAGGCAACUGCUCGCACUUCAUGCGCCCAUCGAGCGCAGCACCGACAUGGCAAAGCCCAAUGCUGAGCUCCAAAGCGAUCAGUCUGCUGGAACUCAUCGACCGGCGUUUCGGCACCUUAGCCUUCUGCCCACGCUGGCUCGUGCAGGAGGGGGAUCGCAGCAAGAUGAAGAUGGCCAAAGGUAGCCAGAUGUGGUGGUCUGCUCCCUUAGAUGAGCUUUGCAACCUCGGAGUGGUGAAUAGGUAUCCUCCCCUGGCCGACCUUCAGGGCUCCUACACCGCGCAGUAUGAGCAUACCAUCUUGCUGGGGAGCUCGGGGAAGGAGGUCUUGACGCGUGGAGCGACUCUUAGUUUUCCCGAACGUGGAGCGACGAAGAACGUGGCUGAGAGCCCAGUGCUGGCCAUGACUGCCCAGUGCUGGGCUAUGCGCCGCCAGCAUGGCCGGCCGCAGGAGGCGGCCAGGUGGCCAAAUUCGGGCCACUUCCCCAUCCUGCACCAAUAGAAAUGCCAGCUGAUGGUUAGGAGGAGCAUGGAGGAGCCAUCCAGAU